AUGAAGCAACUAUAUGAAUAAGAUAUAGAUGCAUUGGAUAAGAAGAAAGCCUUAGCAAUGAUUAGAUAUGUAGAAAACCUAAACAGUCAUAUUAUCAAACCGACAAAACUAAUACCACAAAUCAAGAAAGUUCAAAGGGUAAGAAAAGGGUAAGAGGAAAACGAUGGAUAAAAACGGUAACUUUAUCAUACUAAAGAGAGACCUAGAACUACUAAAAGAACAUGA
Messenger RNA from Stylonychia lemnae, 225 nucleotides. Lineage: Eukaryota; Ciliophora; Spirotrichea; Sporadotrichida; Oxytrichidae. The record is from the annotation of a GenBank genome assembly.